Molecule: messenger RNA, 1552 nt
Organism: Acanthochromis polyacanthus (spiny chromis)
Lineage: Eukaryota; Metazoa; Chordata; Actinopteri; Pomacentridae
Product: alcohol dehydrogenase 1-like
Exons: 10
Coding region: 199-1335 (378 amino acids)
Biological process (GO): formaldehyde catabolic process
Cellular component (GO): cytosol
Molecular function (GO): S-(hydroxymethyl)glutathione dehydrogenase [NAD(P)+] activity; zinc ion binding
Source: RefSeq, a predicted model, not a curated record
CAAAAUGUUGCCAUAUUUAAACAGUGCUUUGGUGUGAAGUAUACACAUUAAGCUGCUGCUUCUUUAUUUCCACAUGGACUCCACAUUUGUUGUCCAGCUGGGAUUAACUGGAUACUGAUAUGAAAUCAUAUCUACAAGAGCUGCAGUCCUUUCUCUUGACUUCUUUCUGACUUGUGGACACUCAACUUAGCAGCAGCAAUGGCCACAGCUGGGAAGGUCAUCAAGUGCAAGGCAGCAGUAGCCUGGGAGCCCAACAAGCCUCUGGUGCUUGAAGAGAUUGAGGUGGCCCCGCCCCAGGACAAUGAGGUCCGCAUCAAGAUUGUGGCAACAUCGGUGUGCCACUCUGACCUGUACCACCUUUUGGAGAGCAUGCAUAAAGAUGGCUUCCCAACGGUCCUCGGCCACGAGGCAGCCGGCAUUGUAGAGAGUGUCGGGCCUGGAGUUACGGAAUUUCAGCCAGGAGACAAGGUGAUUCCUCUGUUCCUCUCCCAGUGCAGAGAAUGUCAGCUCUGUAAGAAUCCAAAGACCAACCAGUGUGCAAUAGGAUGGACCAGGAUUCGUCAGGAAAUUAUGGCAGCGGUUGAAUCCAGGUUUACCUGUAAAGGAAAGAGAGUGCUGCAGUUUAUGGGAACCAGCACCUUCUCUGAGUACACUGUGAUACACCAGACUGCUGUGGCUAAGAUCGACCCAGAUGCCCCUCUGGAUAAAGUCGGUCUCCUCGGCUGUGGGAUCUGCACUGGAUAUGGAGCAGCAGUUAAUACUGCUAAGGUUCAGCCAGACUCCACAUGUGCCGUGUUCGGUCUGGGAGCUGUGGGUUUGGCUGCAGUCAUGGGCUGCAAGUCUGCAGGUGCAAAGAGGAUUAUAGGUGUUGAUAUCAAUCCAGAAAAAGCUGAGAAGGCCAAGGUGUUUGGUGCUACUGACUUUGUGAACCCCAAAGAUCACAAUAAGCCCAUCAAUGAAGUGCUGUUUGAGAUGACCAAUGGAGGAGUGGACUACUCCCUGGAAUGUGUUGGGAAAGUGGACAUCAUGUGCAGUGCUUUGAAGUCUAGUGCACCAGGUUGGGGUGUCAGCGUGAUUGUUGGCUGGACAGACAUGUACGACAUAGCAGUCCGACCUGUUGAGCUUAUUUCUGGACGUACAUGGAAGGGAUCCCUGUUUGGAGGAUUUAAGAGUAAAGAUGGCGUUCCUGAGAUGGUCAAAGCCUACAUGGACAAGAAGGUGCAGCUGGAUGAGUUCAUCACUCACAACAUGACUUUGGACCAAGUCAAUGACGCCAUUGAACUGAUGAAGCAUGGCAAAUGUAUCCGGGCAAUGAUGAGCAUUUCUCCACAGUAGGACCACACUGUGGCAUUCAGUGACACCAGAGUAAUUCAGAUUCAGUAAUCUGCAUCUAUAUCUUCAGCAGAUAUACAAUACAAUGCACAAAAUAAAGAGACCUGACCAGUAUUCAGUCAGUUAUACGUAGAUUGUGGUUGUGAGAUCUGCAGUGUUAUUCUAAGCAAGAACUAAACAUGUCAAAGUGUUUAUAGAGAUAAUAAAUGUUUUAAACAGA